UCUAAAAGUCUCCUCCCCGCAACCACUAGAUUCGGCGAGCCGAACCCGCUCUCUUUCAGUCCGUAUUAUAACUUCUUCCCACGGACCUACUCCUACCUCGUUGGGUACCGAGAGACAGUUUGGAAUACUAUCAUCACGGAUUGAGUACGAUUUUAUCCGGAUGACGACUCCAUCAACAAGAAUUUUGUAAAAGAAAACUGGUCGGAAAUUUCAGAAUAUGUGGACGGGACCUUAAUCAGCAUCCUGGAAGUGGAAAGCACUGAAGCGCUGUGUCCCACACCGCAGACAGGUGCAGUGUGUAGCCGGAGCAGCACAGAGGGAGGAAGCUCUGGGGAGGAGGCGGUGCAGCAGCGCACCCCUCCGGCUGUGAAUGUGCUGGGUGACAACCCCCAGGCUGCGCAAAAUGUGGCCGCUGCGCCUCUCCCACCACUGGAUAACACGACCACGUCACACCCUGAAAGACACGGACGCGUCAGUGAAAAUAACACACCCACAGAGACUCACCCCAACGACAACACUAAGGACAGCCUUGAAAGAGGGGCAAUGUCAGAUAGUGGUGGUGGAGGAAGAUUGGGCCCGUUGCACCCCAAGGACCCUAGUCUCUCUACAAAGUCCCAUUCAGACAGACUCUCUGACACACAGACAGACGGAACAGCGCAAUAUUCGCAUUAUGUGUCACAAACUGAUAACAGCAGCCACACAGACAGACAAACGAGCGGUACAGAGUGGAGUGCUGCUGGACCAGGCCAGGACCAGGCUCUGCAUCAGAGAGUUGCAGGUGGACUGGUGGGCGUCAGUGGGACAGAAAGGGGCCAGCCUCUCCCAGAGAAAUUGGAAUAUAAACAAGAGACUGGAAUGGAGGAACUUAGCAGGGAACACCCAGCUAGAAACCUUUCCUCUGAAUCCUUCUCAACAGCCUCCCCUCUUCCCCUCAGCCCAAAUACAGAUAAAGUCCCAGACCACACAGAAGACGGAGGGAUGGAGCAGCCUCAAACAACUCUGCCUACUCAGGCGAAUCAGGCCAGCCACAGACCUCUAUCUGAGGUUAAAGAGCAAGCAGYCAUUCUUCAAAAUUCUGAGCAGCCCAUCACUGACAACUGUGAGAGGAAACAAACCGACAUCUCCACAGAACCUAAAAUCACCAUGCAGAACUCGAAUGACGACAAAGGAGAGAUGCCGGGAGCUAAUGCUGUGGAGCAGGGACCACAAGAACCUGAAAGACCUACAGAACCAUCUGAGAGUGGACAUGUCACACUUGGGAGUUCACACACACAAACGCCACUCCCAGCCCCACCAACUGACGUAUCUGGGACCCCACAGCCAGGAGCUAAAUACUCUGGACUUGUACCCUACACGCCUCCUGGCAGUGGAAAUUCCACCCCAAGCUACUCAACUGACCGACAGAGUGAGAGCGAUAACGAAAAAAGUCCACCUCAACAGAAGGAACAGAUUGAGAKUAACGGGGCAGAGGAGGAGACUGAAAUGGCCGAGCCCUCGCCCAACCUUACAAUCCAGUCACAAAGCUCUUUUCUACACGAGACGUCAACAACAGCAACAACCCCUCAUGUCCACCACCUCCCCAGUUUAGAACUGGACUCAAUGCAGACAGAACAAUCUGUUGAAGUUCAGAUGUCUAAUCCUGAGCACGUAACCAGGAUGGAGACUCCACUGGUGUCUGAGCAUGUCCUCUCAACUGACACUCAAGGAGCUGUGAUGCUUGGAGGAGAGACCAGCCUGGAGUUGUGUGAGGAGGUGCAGGUUAAUCAGUGUAUCCUCCUGGAAGAACACAAUGUUAUUGAAUUAAACUCUGAACUUUCUUCUGGAGAAACAAAGUCGUUUAUUGAAGGGACCCAUUCGGAUAUUGAAAUGUCCCAACUGGCUGCUGGAGAAUUUGAGAUUUAUAGCUUUGCAGAGGAGGAGAUUGCAACAGAAGUUGUUGGAGAGAGACUGUCUCUCUCCCCAAGCUAUGAAGUAAACUUAUUCACCCCACUCAUUGAACACUCUGAGAAUUGUACAGCCAGUGAGGGACAAGACAUACACCUGCCAUCUCCCCCUCAAACGGGUAGUGACAAUGAUCAAGCCAUUCUCCAGCAAGGCCCCCUUUCAUCAGAUCACGGUCUCUCAGAAAUGGAAGUCUGUUCAAAUUACUAUAUUCCUAGUCUCUCUACACAAGAUGUAGAGAUGACUGAUGAAAGACAUCAUUUUGAACCCGAAAACACAACUACUGAAGCGGACACUGCUGUGGUGGAAGAUUCAAGUGAGGUUGAUUUAGUCAUAACUGUCCCAGGAUCAGAUAAAACAGUUGGACAGGCGAACACUUGUACACAAGCUACAGCACCUUGUAUGGAGACCAGCACAGCUGUCUCAGACCAUAGAGGGGUGAGCGUUUCCCCAACCACCCAUCUGAGUGACACCCAAAAGCUGCCAGGGGAAACUGAAGUAGGGUCAACGACCAGUAAGUCUUCUCUUGUCUCCCCAAUGGACGAAUUAACAGAGGUUGUUGUACAGUCAACCAGUCAACACAGUAUUGAGGUCCUCUCCUCGCCAAUUACCAUACACUUGUCAGAGAGUAAAGGGCAGAAUUGUCCUCUAAAAGAGGUACCAGGAGUUACCUUACGAAGUACUACAGAACCAGAGUCCUGUGUUUCUUCUCAUGAAGGGCCUGAAGAUCCACAGCCCUGUCCAACUCUGACAGAAACCCCAGUGCAGACCCAGCAGGAUGUUGAUCGUGCUGUUAAUGUGACAUCAACAACCGAGGUCAAACCGGAGGCUUCCCGGUCCGCGCUCUCCUCUGGCGUCAUCGACCCAAAGCUCCUCCUAUUAAAGCGCGGGGACACCCCUCUCCUCAAACAUCCACCCUCCUUAUUGUUGGGGUUGUGCGUGCAGCAAAGCAACAGCUUGACACAUCCUAGCGCUAGAAGCCCCAGCUGUGGCUCAGACGAGGCGCCUGUGGUAGAGUGCCCUCCCAAAGCUGUGGCAGCCGCAGUCUCUGUGCAGGAGCCUGUGGCUCUCUGCAUUCAUAGAGGCCAGACAGAGCCCUCCGUCAAGAGAGAACCCACAGCAGCACUUCCCUCUACAAACACCCCAACACAGCCCCGUCUGCUCCCUCCCUCUGGUCCCACGCCAUGCAAAUCUGACAGAGGGGCCUUAACUUCGAUCAAAACUUCCAUGGGGAAAGCAGUGACAGUUUCCCAAACCUUAAACCCUCCCACCAUUGGCAACACACCUUCCAAGCGCCCCUCUGACCCCAAGUUGCCCUCAACAUCAGGCAAUGUGACGAGGAGUAGUCUCUCCAUUUCCUCCUGUGAUGGGAGCCAGUCUGGACCGCUCCCCGUUAUCCGGCCACGGCUAGCUGGUGUGAAGGGCCCAGGGAUCAGCAGCGCCAAGGAGGAGAGCAGUGAUGGGGAGGCUGACCUGGCAGUGGAGGCCAAGCCUGGCCGCAGGAGCAUGGUCACCCACAGCCCAGCAGAGAGCAAGCAUGAGCAGAGACAGAGCAGGCCAGACAGAAAGGCCCUUUUCUCAAAGGUACGCCAGUGGAUAGCAGACAGGGUCACUCCAAGUUCGUCUCCCUUCUCGCCCUGUUCUUCACCCCCCUCUCCUAGCCCAUCUUCCUCCAGUGACUGGACUCCCAGCACUACUCCCCUCGCUCUCCGAGGUCCCCGGGGUAGGUUCCUCUCCCCGCCCUCUAUGGGCCUGGGAGGUUCCUCCCCAUCGGACCCGGUCACUCCCUAUCGACCCCGCAUGGAGCGUCACGCGGACAUGGCCGAACUGGCCAAACACGAAGCUGAGAUAGAGGGCAGGACCCUAGCGUUGAAGAGAGAAGGCUUCUGGUCUAUAAAGCGACUGACCCGUCUGACGGAGCCGAUCCGGCCCAAGGUGCACUGGGACUACCUGUGUGAGGAGAUGCAGUGGCUCUCUGCUGACUUUGCCCAGGAGAGAAGGUGGAAGAGAGGGGUCGCCAGGAAGGUGGUGCGGAUGGUGAUGCGACACCACGAGGAGCUAAGGCAGAAGGAGGAGAAGGCCAAGCGGGAKGAGCACGCCAAAAUCAGACGAGUCGCCUCCAACGUAGCCAAGGAGGUCCGGGCCUUCUGGGGCAGUGUUGAGAAGGUGGUGCAGUACAAGCAGCAGUCCCGGUUGGAGGAGAAGAGGAAGAAGGCUCUGGACCUCCAGCUGGACUUCAUCGUGGGCCAGACAGAGAAAUACUCCGACCUCCUCAGUCAGGCCCUGGAAACGGCACCGGCUGGGAACAGUGAACCUGCACCCUCGCCACCCAAAAAAUCCCUUCCACCUGCUGUGGAUGAGGAUGACCGAGACUUUGAGCCUCCGUGUGGCGAGGAGGAAGAUGACGAGGAGACCAUCGACGUGGAGGAGGCGCAGGACGGCAAUGAUGCCGAGACCCAGAGGAGGGAGAUGGAGCUGCUGAGACAGGAGGGGACCAUGUCCUUGGCAGAGUUGCUCAGCACCCUCAAACGGCCUCAUUCACAGGACUCGGAAGAGGAGUGCUCAGGCAAUUCGUCAACAACAGUGGAGGAAGAUGAAGAGUUCACAGCCAACGAAGAGGAUGCUGAAGACGAGGAGGACACCAUCGCAGCCCAGGAGGUAGUGGAGGGGGAAGCUGAUCACACAGGAGAGCUUGAUGACUUGGCUAAAGAAGGUGACAUGACCGUGGAGGAGCUGCUGGAGAAGUACAAAGGAGCGUAUGCCUCUGAUUUCGAGGAGCCCUCGGCGUCCGCCUCUCCUGCCAGCACAGAGGAGUCGGAAAAUUCCGGAGACGAGGAAGAGGAGAGCGAGGAAGAAGAAAGUGAUGUGGAGAGCAACACCACCUCCUCAGAUGAUGAGGACAGUGAAGAGGACGAGGUCAGUGACAUUGAGGAAGAGGACAGUGAGGAAGAUGAGUGCGGUGAGGGGAUGGAGAUCCUGCUGAAGGAGGGYGACCACAGCCCCCCUCUGCCAACCGGCCCACGGCCCAAGAAGGAGAUCAGCCACAUUGCUGCUACUGCAGAGAGCCUCCAGCCCAAAGGCUACACCCUGGCCACAACCAAGGUCAAAACUCCCAUUCCCUUCCUGUUGGUGGGCCAGCUGCGUGAGUACCAGCACAUCGGCCUGGACUGGCUGGUCACCAUGUACGAGAAGAAGCUCAACGGCAUCCUGGCUGACGAGAUGGGCCUUGGGAAGACCAUCCAGACCAUCGCCCUGCUGGCUCACCUCGCCUGUGAAAAGAGUAACUGGGGGCCCCAUCUGAUCAUCGUGCCAACCAGUGUGAUGCUGAAUUGGGAGAUGGAGCUGAAGCGCUGGUGUCCCGGAUUCAAAAUCCUCACUUACUAUGGCAGUCAGAAGGAGAGGAAACUCAAGAGACAGGGUUGGACCAAGCCCAACGCUUUCCACGUGUGCAUCACCUCCUACAAGUUGGUGCUGCAGGACCACCAGGCCUUCCGACGCAAGUCCUGGCGCUACCUCAUCCUGGACGAGGCCCAGAACAUCAAGAACUUCAAGUCCCAGCGCUGGCAGAGCCUGCUCAACUUCAACAGUCAGAGGCGCCUGCUGCUGACAGGCACCCCACUGCAGAACAGCCUGAUGGAGCUGUGGUCCCUGAUGCACUUCCUCAUGCCCCACGUCUUCCAGUCCCACCGAGAGUUCAAGGAGUGGUUCUCCAACCCCCUCACCGGUAUGAUCGAGGGUAGCCAGGAAUACAACGAGGGCCUGGUCAAGAGGUUACAUAAGGUGCUCAGACCGUUUCUGUUGAGGAGAAUCAAGGUGGAUGUGGAGAAGCAGAUGCCUAAGAAAUAUGAGCAUGUGGUGCGCUGCCGUUUGUCCAAGAGGCAGCGCUUCCUCUACGAUGACUUCAUGGCACAGGCCUCGACCCGGGAAACGCUGGCUAGUGGUCACUUCAUGUCUGUGAUCAACAUCUUGAUGCAGCUCCGUAAAGUGUGUAACCACCCCAACCUGUUUGACCCUCGGCCCAUUCACUCCCCCUUCAUCACCAAGCCUAUCGUCUUCCACACUGCCUCCCUGGUACAGCGAGCCCUGGACGUCUCCCCAUUCAAGCGCUGCGACCUGUCCAUGUUUGACUUGGUGGGUCUGGAGGCCAACGUGUCCAGGUACCAGGCCGACGUGUUUCUGCCUUCCAGGAAGGUCACCCGUCAGCUGAUCCAGGAGGUCAUGGAGUCUCCCGACACCCCUCCCCGUCCCAAACCCGUCCGCAUGAAGGUCAACAGGAUGUUCCAGCCCUUACCUAAGGCUGAUGGUCGCACGGUGCUGGUGGUGAACAAACCCCGACCCACCUGUCCUGUCACCCCUGCUGCUCAGGCCUCAAGGACCCCUCUCAUCCAGGAUGUGACCCCAACCCCUACACCGCCAGUCCAACAAACAGUGUGUUCAGUUGCACCCACAGCCCCUCCUCGCCCGCCCUUGCACACCAGUGGCCCCUCUGUCAUGAGGUCCGGCUCCCCAAUGCCAGUCCUGGCCGUACGCCCGCCCACCACCUCCUGCAACCCCGCCACCCAUCUCACCCAUCCUCCCAGCAACGUUUUGACCCAACGGGUUUUGCUCAGCCCAGACAUGCAGGCCCGGCUUCCCUCUGGGGAGGUAGUGAGUAUCGCCCAACUGGCCUCAUUGGCCGGGCGUCCUGUGUCAUCGUGCCAGGGCAGUAAGCCUGUCACCUUCCAGCUGCAGGGCAACAAGCUCACCCUGUCUGGAACCCAGCUCCACCAGGUUCCCAUGGCACCUCCACGCCCAGUACAAGGUAACGUCAUGCAUCUGGUGACCAGCGGAGGGCAGCACCACCUCAUCAGCCAGCCAGCCCAAGUAGCAGUUUUCAGUUCAGCCAAUACCCACGCUGUCCCCACCUCUCCUGUACCCUCGGGAAUCCAGCUGCCUUGCAAUUCUUCUCAAGUGCCCUCCUCCGUGGUGACCAGCUCUGGGAUUGUGAAGAUUGUGGUACGCCAGUCAAGCAAGGAAGGAGGGGGUGUACCCACCCUGGCAGUGCCCCCUUCUCCUCGCGUAGCCCCCCAGGCGUCAACCUCCAUGCACCAUCAUGCCAAUACUGCCGUGAGAACUCCUGCCCCCCAGCAAACCGCCCAUCGCCACCCCGGACCCACCACUGCUCAAUACACCCUGGCCCCCCCUAGAACCCCUACUUCAGUCACAAUUAGAACCUGUACCCCAGCCCCCCCUCGAAUCCCUGCCCCAGCCCCUCCUCGAACCCCUGCCCCCCCCCGUAAUCCUACCUCAGCCCCCAGUCAGUCCCAGCCCCCUCGCCCAGUGCUGAAGGUAGUAACGGGACCAGCAGAAACCAGCACAGAACAGAAAGCGCGUGUGAAUUCUACAUUGACACGUGAGGAGAGCAGCGACACCAAAUCAGCCGUUCCUAAAUCAGGGUCCCAUGUUGGUGGAUUUGUCCCCCCUCGACCUCGGGCACAACCUCGCCCACCUCCUCGCUCCCCCUUCUACAUGGCAUGGCUGGCAGACAGCCGCAAGACGCAGCGAGACAGCCGCCUGACCCAGAUCAUCCGGAUCAACGACCUGCACUGCAGCGCCAAGCCUGUAUUUGGCCAUGAGGUGCUGGACUUCCUCACCUUCCUCCCGGGCUCCUGCCCUGCUCCGGCCCCCAGGGCCCUGGGUCAGUGGGGUCGCUCGGGCCACGCCGCCUGCCUGUUCGCCCAGUCCCACAGCACUACGGACUACUGGGACCAGAGCCGCGCCCUGAGGGAGGGCAUCUACACCACCGAGGACAGGCUGCAGCUGCUCAAAGAUGUGAUCGAACGGUUUACGUUUGUGAUCCCGCCGGUGGAGGCACCGGCCAUCACCAUGCACAGCUGCCACCCCCCUCCGUCUCUGAGCCACCAGCAGGCCGUGUUCACCUCGCUGCUCUCCUCCCAGGUGGCCCCGCUCGCACGCAGUCUGCACCGCAUCCAGUGCAACAUGAGGACCCACUUCCCUGACCUGAGGCUCAUCCAGUACGACUGCGGUAAGCUGCAGACGCUCCACACCCUGCUGCGUCGGCUGAAGGAGGGCCAACAUCGCGUUCUCAUCUUCACCCAGAUGACCCGCAUGCUGGACGUGCUGGAGCAGUUCCUCAACUACCACGGACACAUCUACCUCCGCCUGGACGGCAGCACCCGCGUCGAGCAGAGACAAUCCCUGAUGGAUCGCUUCAACGCYGACCGCCGCAUCUUCUGCUUCAUCCUGUCCACGCGCAGCGGCGGCGUGGGGGUGAACCUGACAGGCGCCGACACGGUGGUGUUCUACGACAGUGACUGGAACCCCACCAUGGACGCCCAGGCCCAGGACCGCUGCCACCGCAUCGGACAGACCCGCGACGUCCACAUCUACAGGCUGAUCAGUGAGCGCACGGUGGAGGAGAACAUCCUGAAGAAGGCCAACCAGAAGAGGAUGCUGGGAGACAUGGCGAUCGAAGGAGGCAACUUCACCACCGCUUUCUUCAAACAGCAAACCAUCAGGGACCUGUUUGACGUGAAUGAGGGGGAGAAGAAGGAGGUGACCCCAGAGCCGUCUGUGCCCCAACCAGAAGAGGAAGAGACGGGCAACAAACAGAACACCACCAUCCUGGAGCAGGCCCUUUGUCGUGCCGAGGACGAGGAGGACAUAGUGGCUGCCUCCCAAGCCAAAGCAGAGCAGGUAGCUGAACUGGCAGAGUUCAACGAGGCCAUCCCAUUGGACGAGGCUGGCGAAGGGAGGGACCCGGAAGAGGAGGAGCUCUCCAAGGCAGAGCAGGAGAUAGCGGCUCUUGUGGAGCAGCUCACUCCUAUAGAGCGCUAUGCUAUGAAUUUCCUGGAGGCUUCACUGGAGGAUGUGUGCAAGGAGGAGUUAAAGCAAGCAGAGGAGCAGGUGGAGGCUGCCAGGAAGGGGCUGGACCAGGCCAAGGAGGAGGGCCUGAAGCUGCAUGCAGGCUCCUCGGACAACGACGACGAGGACUUCUCAUCACAGCCAGCGGAGGAGCCCUCGCCGCCCGGCCGUCGCCCACGCAAACACAAAGAGAAAGGCGCCCCCUCCACCAGGACCAGCGGCAGGCUCCGAGGGACCACGGCCUCCCCACCGCCCACUUCCCCAGAGCCAGAGUCCGAUUCCCCCACCCCCAGAGAAGUGCCUGAAAGGCUCCGCUCAGCUCUGAGAGGACGAGGGGGGACCAAAGACACUACCACCACACCGGCCCGCACAGAGCACCCCAGGGCCCACACCUCCUCAUCAAAGGAAUCUGCCAAACCUGCAUCCACAACCCCGGCCUCUCCUUCUAGAGACUCCAGCCUCAAAUCCGGGUCGGCAGCGCCACUUCUCCGGACCCAGUCCCACUCCAGUUCAGUGCCUUCCACUGCCACCAGUCCUCUAGCUAUGAAACCACUGACACUACCAGGGGAGUCACACACCAGGUCACCCAGCGGGGAGAGGGCAGUGUGUAUCACCUCAGAGUCCACGUGUCCGGUGGACCACCAGUCAUACUCUGCCCAGGCCAGGGACUACGACAUUAGGGACCAGGAGUCCCUGUCUCCCAACUCUGUGUGCCCUCUCUCCCGGUCGCCACGCAAGCGCCAGUCGGCUGACGGGGAGGUCCUGCUAGGCCUUCCGGAACAUUCCCCGUCGGCCAAGGUCCUGCGGAAGCUCCCUGGUCGCCUGGUGACYGUGGUGGAGGACAAGGAGCCCAGGAAGAGGAGGAGGAGAGGCAGCGGGACAGGAGGAGGCUCAUCAGAGGAGACGGAGAACGCUGAGUCAGGCCGAGGCUCAGACGAGCCAAGCAGAGACUCCCAAACCCCUUACAAAACCAGCCAGACACCCGAAGAGAAAGGAACUGCUUCAAAAUACUCAACGACCACCAAACUCACAGAGGACCAAGAAUCCCCCUCAACACACACCUAUCCUGCCAGAAGCUACCUCCCUUACUCCCCGCCCCACCAAUCCCCUGACAUGCCGGUGCUGAGGAACCUGCCGGUGCGGCAGCGGCUGGAGAGCGAGUCUCGCGUGGCGGCGCAGUUAGGAGAGCUGGGCCGAGGGAGGGGAGGGAACUACCACAGGAAAAUGGACAAUCAGCCAAGAAAAGACGGAAACUUGUCCUCAGUCGCUAAUGUUGCGAACUCGACCCCACCAGUGAAACGAAAGAGGGGCCGACCCCCCAAAACUCCCCUCAGGUUGGCGGUAUCCCAGCCAGAGUAUGUAUCUCCUCCCCAGCCCACCUCAGCAAGCCCCGCUCUCUCCCCAAAACGCAAGCGGGGUCGUCCCCGCAAGGACUCGACAACUGUAAAGAAUGCUGUGGGUGCAGGACAUAACUCAACCGCCUGCACCACCAGCCGACCUGGUUCCCUGUCUGACGCUGUUGACACAGAGCCACUACUCCCGUCUGCUGUGGCCUCCUCUGCUAUCUGCACCAGCCAAGACUCUCUGUCUACCAAAGCUGAGGACUCUACCGCAACAUUAAAACCAAACACUAAGACUGAGGUCCUUACCACAACCCCAACUGCUAUCCUGGCACUAAGCCCAGCUCAAGUUCUUACCACAACCGCUAUUCCUGCGCCAAGCCGAACUCGAGUUCCCAUCUCAAUUCCYAUCUCUGUCUCCACCUCAAGCUCAACCGAUGUCCCUGCCUCAAGCUCAACAACCAUCUCCACCUCGGUUCCAAUUUUAGUCCCUGCCACAAGCUCACCCACAGUCCCUGCCUUAAACUCAACCUCUGUUCCUGCUUCAAGCUCAUCCACAGUUUCCACCCCAAGCUUACCCACAGUAUCCACAUCGAGGCCGCCCUUUAGCCCUUCCUCAAGGUCAACCUCUGGUCUCAUUCGAAUUCCAACUGCAGUCCUCACCUCAACACUUGCCCAGUUCCUCACCUCAAGACCUAGAGUCUCCACUUCUCCACCAAUCUCCACAACUACCACACAAAUCGUCACCCCUACCCCCAACAAGAMCUCCACUCCUCCCCUUGCCCAAAUCUCUAUCCCUACUCCAGCUCAAAUCUCCAAAAUGGCCACAUCAGCCUCUACUCCAACCGUCACCCCCACUCCAGACCCUACACCAACACUCACAAAUGUCAAACCAACCCCUACUCCUGGCCCUACCACAAUUGUUGCAACCAAUGUACCAACACUUAGAAAACUCACCUCAAUUGCAAAUCUGACCACCAUUUCCACACCAGCCCCAAGUAUAAUAGCCACCACCGUCACAUCAGCCCGAACCACAGCCAUCACAGCAGUUACUGCAACAACCUCCAUACCAACUUCUACCAAAAUCACCAUCACAACCCCCACACCAGCCCCUACAACAACCACCACACUAACCUCUACACCAGCCCCUACCACAACUGUCACCACCGUUACACCAGCCCCUACCACAACUGUCACCACCGUUACACCAGCCCCUACCACAACUGUCACCACCGUUACACCGCCGCCUACCACAACUGUCACCACCGUUAACACCAGCCCUACCACAACUGUCACCACCGUUACACCACAGCCCCUCCACAACUGUCACCACCCCCCUGCCACAACUGUCACCACCGUUACACCAGCCCCUGCCACAACUGUCACCACCGUUACACCAGCCCCUGCCACAACUGUCACCACGUUACCCAGCCCCUACCACAACUGUCACCACCGUUACACCAGCCCUACCACAACUGUCACCACCGUUACAACCAGCCCUACCACAACUGUCACCACCGCUACACCAGCCCCUACCACAACUGUCACCACCGUUACACCAGCCCCUACCACAACUGUCACCACCGCUACACCGCCCCCACCCAGAACUGUCCACCAGCGCUACACAACGCCCACCCAGAACUGCCACCACUGCUACUGCAGCCGCUGCCACAAGCAUCACAUCAACUCCUACCCCAAUCUCUACCCCAACCCCCACUGA
Molecule: messenger RNA, 11865 nt
Organism: Salvelinus sp. IW2-2015
Lineage: Eukaryota; Metazoa; Chordata; Actinopteri; Salmoniformes; Salmonidae
Source: RefSeq, a predicted model, not a curated record